Messenger RNA from Xyrauchen texanus (razorback sucker), 2823 nucleotides. RefSeq lists its product as uncharacterized. NCBI's taxonomy places the organism in Eukaryota, Metazoa, Chordata, Actinopteri, Cypriniformes, Catostomidae. The record is from RefSeq and is a predicted model, not a curated record.
AUGCGUGAAUGGCAGCAUAAAUGUAAUCAUACCAUGAACAACAGAGCAAGUAAAAUCCAUCAGCUCAGGCAGGAGCUGAAGAACUUGAGGCAGCAGUACAAGGCUGCAAGCGAAGAGGAGAGGGGACCGCUUGCGGAGCUACGCAGCAUAAUCCGCAAAAAGCUGAUGACCCUGAGGAGAGCGGAGUGGCAUAGGAGGAGGAGGAAGGAGAGGUUCAGGAGGAGAGCUGCCUUUCUAGUGAACCCAUUUGGAUUUACAAAACAGCUGCUAGGACAGAAGCGUAGCGGCCAACUCACCUGCUCUAAAGCUGAGGUUGACCACCACCUCAAGCAAUCCUACAGUGAUGAGUACAGAGAGCAAGACCUAGGCCCCUGCAGGUUCCUGAUCAAUCCACCUGCACCGGCUACGGACUUUAACGGGAAAGAGCCAGGCUGGAAGGAGGUGGUUAGAAGGGCAAGGGCAAACUCCGCUCCAGGGCCCAGUGGAGUACCGUAUAAGGUUUAUAAGAACUGUCCAAGACUACUCCACAGACUCUGGAAGAUCCUGAAGGUGAUUUGGAGGAGGGGAAAGGUAGUAGACCAGUGGAGACAGGCAGAGGGUGUGUGGAUCCCGAAGGAGGAGAAGUCUCAGAAGAUCGAGCAGUUCAGGACCAUCUCACUGCUGAGUGUUGAAGGAAAGAUUUUCUUCAGCCUCAUUUCCAGGCGACUGACAGACUACCUCCUGAAGAACUCCUACAUCGAUACAGCAGUCCAGAAGGGAGGAAUCCCAGAGGUAUCUGGAUGUCUGGAGCAUACAGGUGUGGUCACUCAGCUUAUCAGGGAAGCCAGGGAGAACAAGGGGGACCUGGCUGUGCUGUGGCUGGACCUCGCAAAUGCCUAUGGAUCCAUACCCCAUAAACUGGUCGAAGAGGCGCUGAACCGGCAUUAUACCCCGAAGAAGUUCAGAGACCUCAUCCUGGACUACUAUACCAACUUCCAUAUGAGAGUCUCCUCCGGAACAACAACCUCAGACUGGCACAAGCUUGAGAAGGGAAUCAUCACUGGCUGUACAAUCUCAGUCAUCCUUUUUGCACUCGCCAUGAACAUGCUGGUGAAAUCUGCGGAGAUGCAGUGCAGGGGGCCCCUCUCGAAGUCUGGAGUUAGACAGCCACCCAUCCGAGCCUUCAUGGAUGACCUGACAGUGACCACAACAUCUGUCCCAGGCUGCAGGUGGAUCCUGAACGGCCUCCAGGAGCAGAUGUCCUGGGCUCGCAUGAACUUCAAGCCGGCUAAGUCAAGGUCCCUCGUGCUGAAGAAAGGGAAGGUCACUGACAAGUUCCACUUCUCACUUGGCACCACCAAGAUACCAUCACUGACAGAGGAACCUAUGAAGAGCCUGGGGAAGGUGUUCAAUUGUAGCCUGAGGGAUGCAGCUUCCACAAAAGCGACCAACCAAGACUUGGAGACCUGGCUGGCCGCGGUGGACAAGUCUGGCCUUCCUGGCAAGUUCAAGGCCUGGAUUUACCAGCAUGGCAUCCUCCCUCGGAUCCUCUGGCCCCUCCUGGUGUAUGAAGUCUUCAUUUCAACGGUGGAGGGCUUUGAGAUGAGGAUUAGCAGGUUUUUGCGCAGGUGGCUGGGACUGCCUCGAAGCCUGAGUAGCAUUGCACUAUAUGGGCAGAACAACAAGCUGAAGCUUCCCAUGAGCAGCCUGAGUGAGGAGUUCAUGGUGACGCGGUCCAGGGAGGUCUUACAGUAUCGGGAUUCCAGUGAUCCAAAGGUUGCCCAGGCUGGGAUUGAGGUCAGGACAGGGCGGAAGUGGAGGGCUGCCGUGGCAGUGGACGACGCAGAGUCAAGGCUACGGCAAAGGGUGUUGGUGGGCUCAGUGGCACAUGGGAGAGCUGGCCUGGGCAGCAGAAGAACUCCUCGCUAUGACAAGGUAGAAGGGAAAGAGAGGAGGUCCCUGAUCCUGGAGGAGGUGCGUGCAGGAGUUGAGGAGAAACGAGCUUGCCAGAUGGCUGGGAUGUGGCAACAGGGUGCCUGGACAAGAUGGGAGCGAACAGUGGAGCGCAAAGUCACAUGGACUGAGCUUUGGAAGGCUGAACCCUACAGGAUAAAAUUCCUGAUCCAGGCGGUCUACGACGUGUUGCCAAGUCCAUCCAACCUCUUCUCCUGGGGAAAGGUGGAGACACCAGCAUGCCCCCUAUGCCAGAGGAGAGGAACAUUGGAACACAUCCUGAGCUGCUGUCCAAAAGCCCUGGGCGAAGGGCGGUACCGCUGGCGGCAUGACCAGGUCCUAAAAGCCGUGGCGGAUUCUAUCUGCAGUGGAAUUAGCCACAGCAAGAGCCUUCGCCCAGUGAAGACCACAGCCUUUGUCAGAGCUGGGGAGAAGUCAAUACCAGCUGCCGGGGCACCUCCUUGGCCUGUUGGCAACGUGCGCGACUGGGAGCUGGCAGUUGAUCUGGGCAAGCAGCUGAAGUUCCCUGAAGCAGUUUCCAUAACAACAUUAAGGCCUGACAUUGUGCUCACCUCAGAGGCCUCCAAGCAGGUGAUUCUCUUAGAGUUAACAGUGCCUUGGGAGGACCGUAUGGAGGAGGCCAACGAAAGAAAGAGGGCAAAGUACUCCCAGCUUGUGAAGGGUUGCCGGAGCAAUGGGUGGCAGGCAAUAUGCCAACCUGUCGAAGUGGGAUGUCGAGGGUUUGUGGGCCAUUCCCUUUGCAGGGCCUACAAAAUGCUUGGCAUCACAGGGGCGAGUGAGCGAAGGGCCAUCAAGUUGGCCACUGAUGCUGCAGAAGUAGCAUCAAGGUGGCUGUGGAUCAGGAGAGGAGAGGCAUGGCGUGUAGGGUAG